This is a messenger RNA of Ceratotherium simum simum (southern white rhinoceros), 2421 nucleotides long. RefSeq names its product cadherin 13 (gene CDH13). Gene Ontology annotation, cellular component: adherens junction; catenin complex; plasma membrane. The record is from RefSeq and is a predicted model, not a curated record. Lineage: Eukaryota; Metazoa; Chordata; Mammalia; Perissodactyla; Rhinocerotidae. Gene Ontology annotation, biological process: cell morphogenesis; cell-cell junction assembly; homophilic cell-cell adhesion. Gene Ontology annotation, molecular function: cadherin binding; calcium ion binding; beta-catenin binding.
AUGCAAAACGAGGGAGCUUUAUGAAGGAAUCCGUCUUGUAAAGCCAUUGGUCCUGGUCAUCAGCCUCUACCCAAUGCUUUCGUGAUGCUGCCGCUGAUCUAUUUGGGAAGUUGGCUGGCUGGCGAGGCAGAGCCUCUCCUCAAAGCCUGGCUCCCACGGAAAAUAUGCUCAGUGCAGCCGCGUGCAUGAAUGAAAACGCCGCCGGGCGCUUCUAGUCGGGCAAAAUGCAGCCGAGAACUCCGCUCCUGUGCGUCCUCCUGUCCCAGGUGCUGCUGCUAACAUCUGCAGAAGAUUUGGACUGCACUCCUGGAUUUCAGCAGAAAUUGUUCCAUAUCGAUCAGCCAGCUGAAUUCAUCAAGGACCAGGCGAUUCUAAACUUGACCUUCAGUGACUGUAAGGGGAAUGACAAGCUACGCUAUGAGGUUUCAAGCCCAUACUUCAAGGUGAAUGAUGAAGGCGGCUUAGUGGCCCUGAGAAACAUAACCGCAGUGGGCAAGACGCUGUUCGUUCACGCCCGGACUCCCCAUGCGGAAGACAUGGCAGAACUCGUGAUUGUCGGGGGGAAAGACAUCCAGGGCUCCAUGCAGGAUAUAUUUAAAUUUGCCGGAACUUCUCCUGUCCCAAGACAAAAGAGGUCCAUUGUGGUAUCUCCCAUUUUAAUUCCAGAGAAUCAGAGACAACCAUUCCCAAGAGAUGUUGGCAAGGUAGUCGAUAGUGACAGACCGGAAGGGUCCAAGUUCCGGCUCACCGGAAAAGGAGUGGACCAAGAGCCUAAAGGAAUUUUCAGAAUCAAUGAGAACACGGGUAGCGUCUCUGUGACACGGACCUUGGACAGAGAAACGAUCGCUACUUAUCAACUAUUUGUGGAGACCACUGAUGUCUAUGGCAGAACUCUUGAGGGGCCAGUCCCUCUGGAAGUCAUCGUGAUUGAUCAGAAUGACAACAGACCAAUCUUUCGGGAAGGCCCCUACGUUGGCCACGUCAUGGAAGGAUCACCUACAGGGACCACGGUGAUGCGGAUGACAGCCUUUGACGCGGACGACCCCGCCACAGAUAAUGCCCUGCUGCGGUAUAAUAUCCGUCAGCAGACGCCUGACAAGCCGUCUCCCAACAUGUUCUACAUCGAUCCUGAGAAAGGAGACAUCGUCACCGUGGUGUCACCCGCACUGCUGGACCGGGAGACUCUGGAAAAUCCCAAGUAUGAAUUAAUCAUCGAGGCUCAAGAUAUGGCCGGACUGGAUGUUGGAUUAACAGGCACGGCCACAGCCACAAUCAUGAUCGAUGACAAAAAUGAUCACUCGCCAAAAUUCACCAAGAAAGAGUUUCAAGCCACCGUCGAGGAAGGAGCUGUGGGAGUUAUUGUCAACUUGACAGUGGAAGACAAGGACGACCCCACCACAGGCGCGUGGAGGGCUGCCUACACCAUCAUCAACGGAAACCCAGGGCAGAGCUUCGAAAUCCACACCAACCCUCAAACCAACGAGGGGAUGCUUUCCGUCGUCAAACCUCUGGACUAUGAGAUUUCCGCCUUCCACACCCUGCUGAUCAAAGUGGAAAACGAGGACCCGCUGGUACCCGACGUCUCCUACGGCCCCAGCUCCACGGCGACCGUCCACAUCACCGUCCUGGAUGUCAACGAGGGUCCGGUUUUCUACCCAGACCCCAUGAUGGUGACCAGGCGGGAGAACAUCUCCGUGGGCAGCGUGCUGUUGACAGUGAAUGCCACGGACCCCGAUUCUCUGCAGCAUCAAACCAUCAGGUAUGCUGUUUACAAAGACCCAGCAGGCUGGCUGAAUAUUAACCCCAUCAAUGGGACUGUUGACACCACAGCCGUGCUGGACCGAGAGUCCCCAUUAGUCCACAACAGCGUGUACACUGCCCUCUUCCUAGCAAUCGACAGUGGCAACCCUCCUGCUACUGGUACAGGAACUCUGCUGAUCACCCUGGAAGACGUGAACGACAACGCUCCCUUCAUUUACCCCACAGUCGCUGAAGUCUGUGAUGAUGCCAAGAACCUCAGUGUAGUCAUUUUGGGAGCAUCAGAUAAGGAUCUUCACCCAAAUACAGAUCCUUUCAAAUUUGAAAUCCAUAAACAAACCGUUCCUGAUAAAGUCUGGAAGAUCUCCAAGAUCAACAAUACGCAUGCCAUGGUGAGCCUUCUUCAAAAUCUGAACAAAGCAAACUACCACCUGCCCAUUAUGGUGACAGAUUCAGGGAAACCACCCAUGACGAACAUCACAGACCUCAGGGUACAAGUGUGUUCCUGCAAGAACUCCAAAGUGGACUGCAAUGCAGCAGAGGCCCUGCACUUCAGCAUGACCUCAGUCCUGCUCAUCUCUCUCUUCAGUUUAGCCUGUCUGUGAGAACUCCUGACGUCUGAAGCUUGACUACCAAGUUUCCAUAGCAACAGGAAAAAGAAAA